GUCAUGGAUGAUGAGGACGAUCGCCGUCUUCUGGAUAUUAUAGGGUAAAUCUAUCUAGAACACAUAAAUCACAAACACUAUAACACAUCUACAAACAUCUAACUCUUAAGGCAUUAGUAAUGGCAAGUGGAACCGAUAAGUCUGUUGCCCACGGGUUACGAAUGUUAACUAAAUAGCUUUUUUUUUUUAAAGUGAAAUUCAGAUGAUCUCUGACUCAAGCUCUCUCCCUCCUUCUGUCCUCCAGGGAUGUGCAGGCGUUGAAUGACUACCUCCACGGCUCCACCAACAAGUCUGUGAGUGUCUCCCCCUCUGGUCUACUAGUUCAUCCAUGCCCAUUUCAAGUAAUAUAAUAUUUAAUGAAGUUAGCACGCUGCUUUGUGAUACAGGUGAAGUGACGUGUAUUUUCUCCCUCAGAUUGAGGAGGAUGACGUGACGAACGCAGCGUACGGCUCUGCCGGAACCUUCUUCACCAGUAACACUGUGAGUAGAAGUAACUCUGCACUUACCUGCUGGUAAUGGGUUUAUAAACUGAUGGAGCCUGCAUAGUUAUAAAGUGUUCUCUUUCUCUCAGGCUGGCUCUAACUCCGGCCUCAAAGAUGAAGAGUUUGAGGAUUCAGCGAGGGUGGGCCUCCAGCUUUCCAGCAGCCUAUCGUUCAUUGAGGACGAGCUGGGGGGAGAAGCUUCUCCAGGAGGAAUGGAUCUUGGCGGAGGAGAGGACCAGCCCUUUGACAUCCUGCAGAAGUCUCUCAUGGAGGCAGACAUCACUGAACAGACUCUGGAACAGGAGGCCAUGCUAGACUCUCAACCACCUCCCCCUCCUCUACCCUCGGCCCCCUCCCCAUUCCCCCCCCAGCUGGUCUCGGGGGGGUACGGUGGCGGGGUCACUACAACGACAGCGGCGUUUCCCAGUGGUCAGUUCCUCCAGGGCAUGUCCCAGCUGCCCAAUGGCCAGGCAGGGGGGCACAUCCAGGUGUUGGGGUCCUUCGGAGGGGGAGGGGUCCAACAGAUCCUCCUCCGGCAGGGUGGGGGGGUAGGGGGGGCGGUGGGGGGAGUAGCAGCAGGGGGGCAGGUGUUCGCCACCCCCUCCCCAGCGGCCCAGGUGAACCAGGUGGGCUUGCCCUUUAAGAACAUCCCCCUGCAGAAUAUCAUCAUCCAGAGAGGACCAGGGGGCGCCCAGGCCCUGGUCAGACCUAUCCAGCCCAAACCCCUUCAAGCUGGGGCUCAGACAGUCUACAGCCUGGGACUUCAGACCACAACCACCACCAUGGUUAACACUGCGGCCCAGGGACACUACACAGCUAACGGCUCCAUCCUGGUCCACUCUCCCUUGGGGCAGCAGAACCAGGGACAGCAAGGCCAGGCCAACCUGCCCCCAGGGCAGUACCUGGUCCACCACAAUGGCCCCUCAGACCCAUCCCAAUCAACCCUGCUAGCCAAUCAGAACACAGUCCAGCUCAUCGCCGGGCAGAACUUCACAGCGACGGCGGGAGGUCAGCUAAUCCAGGUGGGAGGCAGCCAGGUGGGAGUAGGAGGAGCCAUGACCCAAACAUGGCAGAGUUUUCCUGGUACAAGCCCUGCCCCAGUCCAGGCGGCAUCAAAUCAGGGGCGUCUGACGCUGGUUGGCACAGCAACUGGGGUUAGAGGGCAGGUGUCGGGCAGCCCAGUGCAGCGCCUCGUACUGUCUCAGACUCAGAACAGCAGCUCCCUCUCCCCCCUGUCUCUCUCUGGUACUGCCACACAGGAACAGGAGUACACACAGGUACUAACUACAACUCUCUUUCUCACUUAAUUAUUACCCUCUUUGGAUGCGUUUCUAUAAUAUGUUUUUGUAAUGUUUUGUUCUCCAAUUCCUCAGGACAAGCAGGCUCAGACACAGCUCGUCAACCUCCUUGGAAACAAAGGUUUGUGUUUGUGUGUGUGUGUAGUUGUUAUAGAUGUAUAUAAUCCCCUCUCCUGACAUCUGUUUCUCAUUUGUCUCAUAGCUGUGAAAACAAUGACCUACAUCAGCCAAGACGCCCCGCUAAACACACAGGUAUUCUACAUGUUAUACACUGUAUGUGUACCUCCUACUAUAGUAAGUGUUUGGGCGCUAAGCAAUUUAUUUAAAUGGUGUAGUAUGAAAAAUGUAUGCACUCACUAACUGUAAGUCGCUCUGGAUAAGAGCGUCUGCUAAAUGACUAAAAUGUAAAUGUGUGUGUGUGUGUGUAGGUCUGUGGUGGUCAUAAAAUGUUAGGUUACGUGCAGUUAUGUUGUUAAUAUGCCAGGUAGGCAACACCGUUUGUAAAGUUGAUUCAUGUGCUUAAUUUUUUAGAAUUGAGCAAUAAAUAUAGCAGCACGAGAAAGCUGGGAUCUUCUUUUAAAUAGUGUCCAGUUAAAACUCUGUUUUCACACGCGAUUGCACAAUGACUGGGCUUAUAAGAACACAUGUUUCACUAGGCUCUGUAGGCUAUGGGCUCUCCAACAGUGUUCCAGGGGUCUUGGGCCUAAAGGCUACGUUUGGAGUUAUUUGCCACUUUAGUUUUGAUACAAACCUUAUCAUAACAUAUAGGCCUAUGAUUCGAAAAAGUAUGAAAAAAUGCAUGCGCUGUUUCUGGCCUUAGACUGCACAAGCUGGACAUCAUUCACAAGUGAUAAUAUUUUCACCCAUCAGACUAUUCUCAAUUGAAUCUUGUCUUUAUAUAUAUACUAAAGAAUAUAUGUGAAAUUAGUUUAGAUUUAAAAUGGGCCAUUAUCAUUCACCUGUCAGAACAGGGGCAGGGUAAAAAAAUACAUGUAAUCCGUAUGCACUUGAAUAGCCAAUGGAAUACUCUUUUCCCAUGGUUCAUUUUCAUGCCAGUCAUGUAGGCUGCUCCGAUUGUAAAGCGAAGCAAUGUGCUUAUUAUUAUUUUUAGUUUCCAUCUAAACUCAAUUGCAUAGCCUAUAGAAAUGUUGCGCAACAUGGGCUUACAGCCCUAUGUGUGUGGUGAUGAUGAUGGUAUUGAAAUGUGUCUUUUGUAGGUCAGCGCUCAGAAGAGGCCGGCCCCUCAGCAGCUCUCCAGAGGAGGAAUGUAAGUAGUGUGUGUGUAUGUUUAUAGAUGCUGUGUGUGUGUGUGUGUGUGCGCGCAUGCAGUGUCUAGUGAAAGUCUACACACCCCUUGCACAGUUUUCACAUUUAGCCUUAAACGUCCAAUGCAGCCGUUUUUAUCUCAAUAUCAAAUCAUUUCUGGAUAACAAUUAAGUACCUUACUGUGAUUGUUUUAAAUUAAAAUGGUCAAAAAUAAACAAAAAUAGCAAGAAUGGCUUUCUAAGAGGUGUUGAGUGUUCCUGUAUUGUCCAGUCUCCGUCCUGACUUAAAUCUUCUUAAAAUAAUCAGAGGCAAGGUUUCAAUAUUGCUGUCCAUCAAUGAUUCCCAACCAAACUUACUGAGCUUGAGCAAUUUUGACAAAAACAAUGGAUAGAUGUUGCCCUAAGAGUUGUGCAAGGUUGGUAUAAUCUUAUUCAAAAUGAUUCACAGCUGUAAUGGCUGCCAAAGGUGCUUCCACCUAAGUAUUUACUCUGGGGUGUGAAGUCCUACGUAAUCAAUACAUCCUCAUUUUGUAUUUCUUAGUCAUUUGGAGAAUUUUCUAGAAUUUUUCUUUCACUUUGGAUUGGUUUUUAUUUAUCCUUUUUAGAUUAAAUUUUAAGGCAGCAAAAUGUGCAGACUGUGCAAGGGGUGUGUAGACUUUCACUAGCGACUGGAUAUGCGUGUGUCAGUGGUGUACUGCAGUUUUGCUGGGUCCCCCUUGGGGGGCUGAGGGAGUGUGUGUGUGAUACGUGUACUGUGUGUGUCUCUCCAGGAUGCUACAGCAGUUGAGGAUGGAUCAUUCUGGGGUUCUGUCACCUGACAUCGCCCGCUUCACCUCAUUGGAUGACGCACUGCACAGACUCCUCCCCUACCACGUGUUCCACGGAGCUCCGCCCAACAAGGAAGAGUUUUCCCAAGGUCAGCUGUUUGUUCACCGAAAGUCAGACACUAAUGGGGUUUUCCAACAGCAAGGCUCAGAUCAACAUGGCAGUCUUGUCAUUGUUUAUGAAAGGUUUUCUUUAUAAUGUUGAAAUAAGCAUGUAUCUAACCCCCAUAUCACACACUCACAAACUGAAAUCAUAAUAUAAUAUAAUAUUGUGUGUACACAUUGUACAAUCGAUUAGUGAGAGAGAGCCUCAAAUAUCACAUUUAUUUGAAUAUAUCCACUGCACACACAAAUUCCGGCAAAUUGGUUCCUGUUUCAGUCAUGUCUUUGGUCACGUUCGCGUGGGUAAAACAAAAAUUCCCUAAUGAUUGGUUGAUAUUAGAGCCUCCCACAAUGCAGGCGAUGGCUGCAUGGCGCAGUUUGGGAAAAUCAACUGAAGAAACUUGCAGUCAAAACGUCAUUACCUUUGAUAACAUGAUUUUUGUAAAGUUCAUGGAGUCGACAUGUAGGUGUGACGGACGUCACGCUGCUUGCUUAGUGAGUACCACUUCCUCCUGAUUCGGCUAACACUGAGGUUUGAACCCAGGACCUGUGCCUUGCUAGCACAUGUGACCGCCCUCCUGAAGUGUCUUACCAGUCAACCCCACUCAAAUAGCUAGCUAUUCGCUGGCGUAAGUGGGGACACUUCAGGCUGAGGAGUACGUUUUAUACAAACCCAUGUGCUACAUAGGUGCCAGUCGGACAAUUCUUAUCCCCAGAAUGCAACUGCGGUCACCAAUGAUAGUCAUCGACUUGACAAAAGUGAUCUGCUCGAACGCGCCCAUUGAGAUGAGCAUGAUGCAAGGCUUUGCUCUCACACAGUCACACAGAGUAUCUGCACAUGUGCGCAGGUGCGCUUCAUGCUGCUACAACGUGGUAGCUACGAGACCAAAACAGCUGAGGGUUUAGCCUUGCGCUUCAACACUCCUGGUUGUUGCGGAAAUUGACCCACUACUACUGUUUACUUCGUGUAUCUACGUCAUCUUGCGUCAUCUCCCUAAAUCUACCUUUAAACUUAACCUGACCUAUCACCUUAUGUAUUACUGCCUCACAGUGGCAAGAAGUGACAUCCCAAAAAACACGAAAACGAUACAACACAUACAUGGCUCCUAGCCUCCCAUGGAUACAGUAGAUAGGUUACUUUCUUUACUAACACUAAAACUACAACUGAAACUAAAUAAUAUAAAAAACCUAAAUGGAAAUGUUUUUAUAAAACUUUAACUAAAUAAAAACUAGUAAAGUGGAUCUGAAAACUAACUGAAACUAAACCGAAUAAAAAAACAACAACUUAAAACUAAAAGAAAUAAAAGCUCAUAUAAAAACACAAAACUAUAAUAACCUUAAUUCCUAAUGUGAUGAGUAGAUUGGAUAAUCAUAAUUUAGGCUAAUAAUAUAACUCACUGUUUGCAAAAAUGCAUGGCUGAGCACGUAGUGGUGUAGAGUAGGCCUAGCCUGUAAAUCAAAUCAAAUAUUAUUUGUCACAGGCUUCGUAAACAACAGGUGUAGACUAACAGUGAAAUGCUGACUUAUGGGUCCUUUUCCAACAAUGCAGAGUUAAAGAUUUUUUUUUAACAAUAACAUCUAAAAAUAACAUUUUUAGACAGUAGCAGCAGCGUAUGUGGUGAGUGUGAAAGUGUGUGUAUGUGAGUGUGUGGCGUCAGUAUGCAUGUGUGCACGUGUUAUGUGUGUGUGGGCGUAUGUAGUGUGUGUUGGGGUGUCAGUGUAAGUAGUGUGAGUGUGUGGGUACAGUCCAGUGUGUGUGCAUAGAGUCAGUGCAAGAGAGUUAGUGCAAUAAAAGGUCAAUGCAGGUAGCCAUUUGAUUAACUAUUUAGCAGUCUUUUUUAGCUGUCUUAUGGCUUGGGGGUAGAAGCUGUUCAGGGUCCUGUUGGUUCCAGACUUGGUGCACUGGUACCGCUUGCCAACAGUCUAUGGCUUGGGGGUCUGUGUAACACUUAUCAAUCUAACGAUCUAAUACACUCGUUGAAAUUGAACAAUAGAAUAUUUGUUUCUAUGUUUCAAUUUCAAAAUGUUCUGGUCCACUUGUUCAAAUUGAGUAAUAGAAAGUGGGUUUAAAAUGUUUACAUUUCUAAUUUUUCUACCCUGUAAAAUGUUCUAGUUGACCUUUUUUUGUUUGAAAAAUGAAAGUUGAAAUAUUAGUGUGGCUGGAAAAAUUGGGUGAUUUCUAACACUGGUUGAAGUGGAUGCUACCACUUCAGUGUGGGGGGAGAUUAGCCUUGUCUACACUGUAAAGUGGUAAAUUAAUGUUGUCCUUGGAGUCGAAGUCUCACACACACACACACACACACAGUGAUUAUUUAUUUAUAUAAAGCCUAUGAUCAUUGAUCAUCAUUGAUCUAAUAGGCCUAUUUAGAUCAAUUAUUAUUUCAAUAUAUUCAAACAGCGCCUAAGAUUAGCUCCUUUGCCUCUCCUCCCACAGACAUGUUUGCGUAAAAUCCCUGCUUCACUCCUCCCACAUCCGUUGGAUAUAAUGCAGAUAGGCUAUAGUCUAAUUUACUUUCACUUGCCCACUGUAACGUACUAUUAGCCUACAGUUUAGGAUAAUGGGCUGCAAAAUAGGAGUGUUGUAGUGAAUUUGGAGGGCAGCUCAACAUGGGACACAUACACACGCAUAGCCCCUGGUCUCCAGAAUCCCAAUAUACAGUAAUUUGUUUCAUUGGGUGUGCUCAUGUUGCCUACUAGCCUACGGUCGUUAGAAGGAUAGUUGCCAUAAGGGGGAAAUACUACUGUUAAAGCUGCAAUAUGUAACUUUUUGGGCGACCCGACCAAAUUGACAUAGAAAUGUGAGUUAUAGAUCUGUAAUUCUCAUUGAAAGAAAGUUUAAGCAGUAGAUCUGUUCUAUGUGCGCUAUUUCUUUGCUUCCCGUAAAGUUUUGUUUUUGUGUCUGUUACUUUCGUUUUUGUCUGAAAAUACAAUAUUUUUGGUUAUUUGAAAAUUAUAUUUCACAGCGGUUUAGAUCGUACAAUAAAAUUAGGCAAACUAUCUCUGCAGUCAGUGACAGUGCCAAGUGUUUUUUGGUUGUGCUCAUAAUGCAACAUGGCCAUUAGAAGCGUGUAUGCCUAUAAGUUGCCAGGGAAAAACCUGGUGUGUGUGUGUGUGCCAAACCUCACCUCAGGACCAGUCCGUGACUCGCAGCGCUCGUCUUUACCCGCUGUCCUGUCUGGUGUGUGUGUGAGUGAGUGUGAGAGAGAUUUCUCCUCCAAAGGACCACAUUAAUUUACCACUUUGGAUGAGCAGGGUCUCUCCCUGUGCACUGUAAUGGUAGCAUCCACUUGAACCACGUAUUUAGAAAUCACCCAGUUUUCCUAACCGCACCAAUAUUUAAACUUUCAUUUUUCAAACGGCACAAGGUACAUUUGAAAAUUUAAAAAAACUAUAUCAAAAUCUACAUUUUACAGGGUAGAAUAAUGUGAAACUGAAGUUUCUUAACUCUGUUUCUAUUUUUCAAAUUUCCGAGUGGAUCAGAAAAUGUAAACAUUGAAACUAAUAUUCUAUUAUUCAAUUUCAACUAUCGUAUUACAUCAUUGGAUUGAUAAGCGUUACAUGCACCCUUGGGUGGCUGGAGUCUUUGAAUUUUAUUUGGGCCGCAUAUAUCAGAUACGUUUCUUCUCUUAUCUUUGCAGGGGGAAAAUUUGGCCUUUUAUAAACACAUUUCAUGCAAUUCUACUACACUUUAUAUGACUGGAGCAGAAUAAUUUUUAAUAUGACAAAAAUUACAGGGUAGCCUACUCUGCUGACACUGACAAAGAGAUGAAUAAAAACGUCGUUGUCUAAUCCAUAUAAUAGGCCUACUAGAAGGGGAAACACAAAUACAAUGUGACGUCCAUCUGACCUGGAAGAGGAAAUUAUUGUCCAAAUACACUUUCAAGUGGCACUGACCCAACAAUGAUAAAGAGUGAAUAUGCACACUCACCGUGGAUGUAGCCGAUGUUCUCCGCUGGGGCCAAUAAGAUAGGCCAGGGUUCCCCAACUGGUGAUGUUUUAUUUGGCCCCCAAAUUUUCUGAGAAGAAACAACAAUGAUAUAUCAAUGAUAUAUGUAUAUUUUCUAAUUGACUGUAAAAACACAAGCAAAUUAGCUCCAAGUGAUUUUAAUGCUGGCAGAGUCAGGAUUUGGCACAAGUAGCAUGAGUCCAUGGCCCCAUCCUGCCAGGUGUCAACGGUACAGGCUGGUAGCUGUGGUGUAAUGGUUUGGGGAAUGUUUUCCUGGCACACGUUAGGUCCCUUGAUACUCGUUUAGCAACGUUUCCAUGCCCCAAAUCAUUCAGGCUGUUCUGGAGACAAAGGGGGUUCCGACCUGGUACUAGAUGGGUGUACCUAAUAAACUGUGUAUGUGAUCGUAUUCAAAUAUGCAAGCAAGGUUUUAAAUGAUUAUGUUUUAGUCAAAUAUUAUAUCUGUUUGGGCUUCUUGCAGUCAAUUUGCAGUCUACAAAUUAUUUGUGAUUAUGUUCCGGCCCCCUGACCAUCCGCUCAAGAAAAAAUCAUCCCACGGCUGAAUCUAGGUAAUGAUCCCUGAGUAGGCUAUACUGUCCGUUAAAUUAAGUUGCGAAUUUUGAUAACUAAAAGACAGAUUAGAGUCUUUUCAUUGUCUUCUCUUUACAGCAACGUUUUGGUUUUUGCCCUAGCAUUACACAGCUGAUUCAAAUAAUCAAAGCUUGAUGAUUAGUUGAUUAUUUGAAUCAGCUGUGUUUGUGUAUUUGGACAUUUGCUUUCCAAACUAUGUUUUCCCGCAGUUGUAUUUUGAAAUAUUGCAAUGGGCCUAUGCCUGGCUGGGCCUCUCUACUUUUCACUGACAGUCGCAACUCAACCAUCAUCUAUUUGGUAUUUGCCGUGUGCACUGCCCAAAUUGUGGGCCCUUCCGCUGGAGGCAAUGUAAUUUUAAAACAAUCCACAGCUUCUUUUUUUUAAAGAAGCUAAUAAUUCUCUGUGGCCAAAUCAUGCGUUCUGGUGUAGUAGCCUAUUUUUUAUGUUUUUAUUUAUUUCUGUGAUAGACUUAUUAGGCUUUAUAAUUUUGGCAAUUGAAUUCAAUUUACUUUAGGGGAAGCUUAGCCAUAUGGACGCGCCACCUUUGUUGCCCUAGAAUACUAAAUAAACCCUUUCUCACCAGAAUAAUGUCUUUAAUGAUAGAAUGAAUGCUUCAAUCUAGUUGACAUCGGUAAAGUUGUCUUUCGUCUCUGAUUCUCUCGCGCAGCAAAGAUGUUUAAGGACCGGGGAGAAAAUGCAAUAAUAAUAAAUUAAAAAAUCAGUUUAACCGGUUUUAAGGAAAUUAAAAGCUGUGAAAACGACCAAACGUUUCUGAUAAGAUUUCAGUUCGGCUUGGUUACAUAUUUUAUGUGGUUGAAAUACUAUCAGCUUUUAUGAUGCUGAUAAAGAUAGCACUUUACAGACGGUCCCUAUCGCUCAUUCACAUUCUCUCAAGAUGCUGAAUGAAAUAAAUCAUAUUUCUCCACUCCUGUUCCUGAGUCAAAAUGUAGAUUUUGUAUAUGAAUUUGUAUAGCGCCUCACAAUCCUUACACAUAUCAUAGCUGGCACUGCUAUCAUCCUAAUUUACCACUUCACCAAAUCUUCCCCAAACAUUAAGCUACUGUUCUGGCCUCCCUACUAUUUAUUUUCAACUCUCCAUUUCGCAGCUUUUCUGAAUUGCACAAUAAUGAUACAUUUAUGGAUUUUUAAUGCAUUGUUUUCUUUUUAUUCAACCCGCCUGCCAGCCACCCAUCUGCUUUUCAUCCACACCAUAUUUCAUGACCCUAAACCCGCCCGCCCUGCGGAUAUAACCGCAGGGACUGCAGGUUAUGUGUCAACCCGUGCAUCACUAGUGUGUGUGUGUAACCACUGUGUUCUGUCUCUUAACAGUGGAUGAUGAGUUUGAGUCGAUGGCGACUCAGGUAUUGAAGAGGACCCAGGUCAUGAUCAACAAAUACAGACGACUGCUGAUGGUGGAGGCUGAGGUGAGUACGCACACACAAUUAUUUUUAAUCUUUGAAAAGUGUAAGGUUGUUGCUAAGGAAGUCCCUUCCCCUCCCUGCAGCGCUCCAGUCCCUCCUCAGAGAUGGUGAUGAUUGACAGGACCUUCAACCAAGAGGAGCGCCAGAACCUGACACAAGACAAACGUAUGAUACUGGUGGACCCAGGUGAGGAGGCGGGACAUGGCAUGGGUGUGGACCAUUUAAAAAGUGUGGAACAUUAUUUUUCUCAUCAUCAUCUCUCUCUCUCUCUCUCCCCUCUCUCUUGAUCUCUCCCUCCAUAGAUGGCUUCUUGGAAGAUUUCUGCUGUGGGGUGAAGCCGUCUCCCCUCUCUCCCCCCUGCCUCCCCUUGGACCCUCUCUCCUCCCCCUCGUCCAGCCACGGCGGUAGACAGACAGGGAAGGGGGCAACCACAGACCCCCCUUACAGGACAGACCCCCAGUCGGGCUAUGGAGACCCAGGGGGAGGCGGGGGAGGAGGGGGAGGAGGAAUAGACUCUUUUAAGAGUAUCAUGGACCUGAAGAGGACUCAACAUAGCAACUAUGGAAACAAAGCUGCCUCUAGCAACAACAGCAACUAUCACCACGGCAAUGUGGCUGCUACUGCCACAGCGGCGAUGUCGACAGGGGCGGUACAGACUCAGUUCCUGUCUCACCUGUCCUCCUCUCACCCCCAGGCCCCCCUGCCCCUCCCUCCCAC
Molecule: messenger RNA, 10646 nt
Organism: Coregonus sp. 'balchen'
Lineage: Eukaryota; Metazoa; Chordata; Actinopteri; Salmoniformes; Salmonidae
Source: the annotation of a GenBank genome assembly